UGGAUCUCGGCCCAUCCCCUGUCAUGCUGCAAACCCAAAUCCAUGAUGCACAGUAGUAGUGUAUAGGCCGUUUUUAGGGUUGCUGGCUGGACCUAUUUGUGUGGUAGUAGUAGUAGUAGUAGUACGACGGAGUACAGCACGCAGCAUGGGUACCGAUGCGGUUCUGCAUGCAGACUAGACUGUACGAGGCCCACGGAAUUCAAUCAAACCAAACACUAAUUUGCCAGUUCUCUGAAAAAUUGGCACAAUCGUUGAUGCGCUGCAUUGUACUUGGACUUUGGACUUGCGGGCUGGACCGGCCGACCGCCGCGGCGACCCACAUACGGCCGGCGGAGGGGUAUUCGAGACUGCUCCAAGUCCCUGCAGAUUGUCAUGGAUGCUAUAUUGGUAUGGCAGUUGGCGUGCACAGUAUCAAUGUGUCAUGCGGCAGAUCCAGGAAUGCCAGUGAUGGAGAAGAGGAGAACUCUCCCUACGAGUUGCGAUCCAAAGACAGAAAGCUCCGUACUGACUCACUUUCGAGAUGCCUGGUAUCCGUCUACGUGUACAUAUGUAGUAUGGAGCAAGGUGGAACGACCAGCUGCGAAAAGAGGCACAAUGCACUGACGUCUGAUUCAUGCCGCCGAUGGGUGCCCUCCCUACCCAAAUUUGCGGCGCAAGGCAAUAGCCCAGGUUGUUUAGCUCAGCUUUUGAGCUUGACUCCUCAGUUUGAGUACGAGCUUCGCUACAUAAACUAGAAUGCACCCUAGGUCACACUCCCAUGGAGAUAAUUAUCCGAGGAAACCCGCUCGGUCGGGGUCCGGCAGACGGGAGUGGGGGGGCCGCCGGGAAGGUGGAGACGUGUCAGCCGACCUGCAUGAUGUGGCUGGACGUUUACUCCGCCCAGGGACUAGGUACGUGCCUCGGUAAAGCUAAAUGAAGAGUCGACCAUGGGUGGCCUAGUUGAGCCACAACAGAUGAAUUCGCAAGUCAGUCACAGAUUGAGAGCCUGCGUAUGGCCGGCCACCUGAAUAGAACAUUGGCACAUGCCGAAAAGGCCUUUGGAAUUUAACCAACGUAGCAACCGCAGCCAAGAACGGAGGCCGAGGCCGAAAGAGCUCGCCU
Messenger RNA from Colletotrichum navitas, 1101 nucleotides. RefSeq lists its product as uncharacterized. The record is from RefSeq and is a predicted model, not a curated record. The transcript has a single exon. Lineage: Eukaryota; Fungi; Ascomycota; Sordariomycetes; Glomerellales; Glomerellaceae. Bases 156 to 734 code for a protein of 192 amino acids.